Molecule: messenger RNA, 426 nt
Organism: Penicillium diatomitis
Lineage: Eukaryota; Fungi; Ascomycota; Eurotiomycetes; Eurotiales; Aspergillaceae
Product: putative extracellular guanyl-specific ribonuclease
Exons: 2
Coding region: 1-426 (141 amino acids)
Molecular function (GO): RNA binding; RNA nuclease activity
Source: RefSeq, a predicted model, not a curated record
AUGUUCUUCAGCACCAAGUCUAUUGUCCUCUACGGACUGAUCGCCCUGACUUCGGCUUCUCCCGUGGCGGAGUUCAGUAAGCGUGCAAAGCUCGGUGACUUCCUGUGCCCCGAUGGCACCCUUAUUGAGGAGAAAGACGUCCGAGAGGCAUACCACGAGUGCCGCAGGGUGGAUGAUCGUACCUACGGCUCAUACCCCAAGUACUUUGGCAACCAGGCCGGCACCGGCAAGGUUUUCAGCAACAUCCCCGACGGUACCGACUUGCGAGAGUUCCCUAUUGUCAUUGGCGGAACAUACAAUGGUGGCCAACCUGGCGCUUACCGUGUCGUGACCGACUACAAGGAUAACCGUGGUGAUUUCCGCGGAGUGAUGCAGCACACUGGCGCCACUGUGGGGGGUGCCUACUCGGCUUGCACGAAGCAGUGA